GUUACGUUGUUACGCCCUAAGCCCUACAAUUCGCCAAAUUGGGAAUCGCAGAGAUCGCCGAGCUUGUGUAACGGUGAAAUCGCCGAGCUUCAGAGAAUAGAGAACGCCAAAAUCGCCGAGCUUGUGUAACGCCAAAUUGCCGGUUCUUUCCAAUCGCACGCAGAAGUUGCCGGUUCUUUUGAAUUGGGCACGCAGAAUCUGCCGAGCCUCCGAGCACAGAGAACGCAGAAAAUAGUCGUGCUUCCUGUGAGCAUUAUGUUCCUAAACCAGCUUUUGUCUGGGCUGGGAAGGGCAAACUGCAAAGGCAGUUGAAUUCUUGGUUACAGAUUUGUGGAGGAAUUCAACUCAAUUGAAGGUCAACCCUAGCGCAGACACUGUUCACAGCGGCACUUGGAGGGCUGAAUUUCUUUGGUUUGCAGCUGUUUUGAACUCCAUUUUUUGAGCCGAUUCGUCACCUCUCGCUCGGAGAUGUUGGUCCUGUUUGAAAACCCUGCUGGCUUUGCCAUUUUCAAGGUAUUGAACGAGGGAAAGCUUUCGAAAGUUGAGGAUCUAUGGAAGGAAUUUUCUACUGUGGAUUCCGCUCGCAAGGUUGUGAAGCUAAAAGCAUUCUUGAAGUUUGAGAAUACCGCAGAUGCAUUGUCUGCCACUACUAUGUUGAUCGACAGCAAGCCAAGCAAGGGGCUCCGCAAGUUCUUACGGCUCCAUUGUGAUGGAGAAACUCUUGCUGUAGCUGAUUCGAAGCUUGGGAAUGCUAUUAAGGAGAAACUGCAAAUUGACUGUAUCCACAACAAUACAGUUAUGGAGUUGAUGAGGGGGUUGAGAACUCAGUUGACUGAGCUUAUUGGUGGCUUAGGUGCUCAGGAUUUAGCUCCAAUGAGCUUGGGCUUAUCUCAUAGCCUUUCGAGAUACAAGUUAAAAUUCAGCCCUGACAAGGUGGAUACAAUGAUUGUGCAAGCUAUUAGCUUGUUGGAUGAUCUUGAUAAAGAGUUAAAUACUUAUGCUAUGAGAGUUCGAGAAUGGUACGGAUGGCAUUUUCCCAAGUUGGCUAAGAUUGUACAAGACAAUAUUUUGUAUGCCAAAGCUGUGAAGUUGAUGGGCGACCGUACAAAUGCUGCAAAACUAGACUUUUCCGAGGUACUCUCUGAAGAGGUUGAGACAGAACUGAAAGAAGCGGCAAUGAUUUCCAUGGGAACCGAGGUCAAUGACCUUGAUCUGGUCAACAUUAAACAACUUUGUGACCAGGUCCUCUCUCUCUCAGAGUACAGAGCUCAGUUGUAUGAUUACUUGAAGAGCAGGAUGAACACCAUCGCUCCGAAUCUAACUGUUCUCGUGGGAGAACUUGUUGGUGCUCGACUUAUUGCCCAUGGCGGUAGCUUGAUAAAUCUUGCAAAGCAACCUGGAAGCACUGUUCAGAUUCUUGGUGCAGAAAAGGCUCUCUUCAGGGCUCUGAAAACCAAACAUGCCACUCCUAAGUAUGGGCUAAUAUACCAUGCAUCCUUGAUUGGUCAGGCAGCACCCAAACAUAAGGGUAAAAUAUCAAGGUCUCUUGCUGCCAAAACUGCUUUGUCAAUUCGAUACGAUGCUCUUGCAGAAGGCCAAGACAGUACUAUGGGUUUGGAGAAUCGGGCCAAGAUUGAAGCACGGUUGAGAAACUUGGAAGGUAGGAGCUUGAGUCGUUCGGCAGGAUCUUCUAAAGGGAAGCCUAAGAUAGAGGUUUAUAACAGAGAUCUUAAAAAAGGUUCUGGGGCUUUGAUAACUCCUGCUAAGGUUUACAAUCCAUCUGCUGAUUCUGUACUUGGGCACACUGCCAAAGAGGAGAAAAAGAAAGGGAAGAAAAAGAUGGAUGUGGAAGCUUCUGUUGAAGAGACUCCUGCCAAGGAGGAGAAGAAGAAAAAGAAGAAGGAAGCAGUUGUUGCCAUGGACGAUGCUGGUGCUACGGUAGAACCUCAAAGCGAAGAUGCUGGAAGGAAAGAAAAGAAGGAGAAGAAGAAGAAGAAACAUUUAGCCGAGACUGAGCAGGUUGAGAAGAACGAGGAUAAUGCCGAAGCUGGAGAGAAGAAGAAGAAGAAACAUUUAGCCGAGACCGAGCAGGUUGAGAAUAACGAGGGUAAUGCCGAAGCUGGAGAGAAGAAGAAGAAGAAGAGAAAGCAUGCUGAGGCAGACAAGGAAGAAGAACCCGAAUCCAGCAAGAAGGAUAAAAAGAAGAAGAAGAAGAAGUCUGAAGAUUAAGGUGUCUACCUGGAACCUUUGUGAGUUAAAGCUAAGUCCUACAUUUCUAUUGCAUUUUGAGGGUUUAUAGGAGGAAGUGUAGAUGGAGGGGGCUGGUGCCCAUGAUGUGUUAAACUUAUCUAGUUUUCUGCUUUUUGUUAGUAUGUCUUGAAUAUGACCUUCCAAUGACAUUUUGCUUUUCAUUUAGUUUUGUUUCUUUAAUUUAACAAGAGGUGGUUUAAUUUCUGUGUUUU
This is a messenger RNA of Cuscuta campestris, 2462 nucleotides long. Lineage: Eukaryota; Viridiplantae; Streptophyta; Magnoliopsida; Solanales; Convolvulaceae. The record is from the annotation of a GenBank genome assembly.